This is a messenger RNA of Dentiscutata erythropus, 327 nucleotides long. The record is from the annotation of a GenBank genome assembly. Lineage: Eukaryota; Fungi; Glomeromycota; Glomeromycetes; Diversisporales; Gigasporaceae.
AUUGUUGAAAAUCAGCAAAAAUCCAAGGCAGCCAUUUAUAUGUCCAACAUUAAGUGUAAAGAUUGGAAUGCCAUCAAGAAAGCUACCAGCCUCAAGCUUGUGGCAAUUGAUUUUAUUAUAGAAUACAAGGUAAAAUGUAAAGCAUUCCAAUGGGACGAUCGACCAGAAAGGGAUCAAAAGGACAGAUAUCUACCUUAUCUUAGAGAUACUUUGAAUUCUAAAUAUAGAAAUUUUGAAUUAUAUGAUGCUUCAAAAAACAAUAGCUUUCUAAGUAUGAGUGAAGAUACCUUACCAAUUAGGCUUAUUGGUACUACGGAUGUAGCUAUU